AAAGAUUUUUAUCAAUCUAGCAUAAACAAGUGUUGUGUGUAGCACGUUAUAAGGCCUCAUGGCUUUGCUGAAUUUUGUUUCCUUUAUUGGGAACGCCUGUGUUCAAAAGAAAUCGUUAAAGGCUUCGUCAAAUACAGACACUAAACUUAGAAGAUGUUUAACGACAUUGGAUUUAACUUCUAUUGGAAUUGGAAGCACGUUGGGGACAGGCAUCUAUGUUCUUAUUGGUGAUGUGGCAAGAAAUAAGGCUGGUCCUGCCAUUAUAGUGUCUUUUUUAAUAGCGGCUGUAGCAUCAUUUUUAUCUGGCUUAUGUUAUGCAGAGUUUGGUGCAAGAAUUCCAAAAGCUGGCUCAGCCUAUGCGUACUGCUACUUAACUAUUGGCGAGUUAUUUGCAUUUCUCAUUGGAUGGAAUAUAAUCUUGGAAUAUAUUAUUUCAUCAGCUGCAGUGGCCAAAAGUGUCACGAUGAUGUUGGACAGUCUCAUUUAUGGAGUUAUUAAAAAAGAAACUAUCGCACUGCUUGGCGAAAUGCAUGUAAAAGGAUUCAAUCAGUAUUUCGACCUUUUUACAUUUUGCUUAGCCAUGUUAUGUAUGGCAUUUUUAUUAUUUGGUAUUAAGCAGUCAGCCUACGUCAACAACUUUUGCGUCACUGUGAACUUGUUGUCACUGUCAAUUGUAAUAAUGGUGGGUUUAAUGCACGCGAAUUUUGAAAACUGGCACUCGUUUGCGCCAUAUGGCGUCAAGGGUAUUAUUUCUGGCUCAUCUACAUGUUUUUUCGCUUUUGUUGGAUUUGAUGCGAUUGCUACAAUGUCAGAAGAAGCAAAGAAUCCGUCGCUAUCUAUCCCUUUUAGUAUGAUCAGUACUAUUGGUGUAUGUACCGUUCUUUAUAUUGGCGUAAGUGCUACCGUUACGUUAAUGGUCCCAUACUACGAACUAAAUGAAAACGCAGCUAUUUCCGACUCCUUCAGUAAGAUCAAGCUGUACUCAAUGCAUACAUUUGUUGCUGUGAAUGCUCUCAUUACAUUAUCAGGAAGCUUAAUAUUCUCUAUGAUAGCUCCAACGCGUUUAAUAUAUGCAAUGGCAGAAGAUGGCAUGUUAAUGAAUUUAUUUGGAACUGUCAGCGAAAAGGGCGUACCUACAGUUGCAACUAUAGUGGUGGGAAUGAUUAUAGGUUUUAUGGCAGCAGUUUUAGAUUUGAAUUCACUUGUUGAGAUGUUAUCUAUCGGCACACUGAUGGCGUAUUUUGCAGUUGACAUAUGCGUAUUAAUCUUACGGUACCGACCUGUUAAAGACAGUGAAAUGCCUCUGAAUUUAAUUGGAAAUAAGGAAAGUAAAGAUCAGAAAGAAAAAUAUAAAAAUGAACGUUCAACGUCUGUCCGUUCUCCUGAAAAGAACACGAACGAAACUAUGUUGGUACAUGCAUCUCUGUUCUUAAUCAUAUCGACCCUAUUUGGUAUAUGCCUCCUGUUUUCACAGUAUGGACAUAAAUUACUGGAGAAAAAGUUUGGCUUUAUUUUCAUACUAGUGGUAUUACUAAUCAUGUUGUUGGCUGCAUGUUUUUACUUAUCCAGAUUGAAAACAAAUAUAGAAGGUUUGAGUUUCACUGUACCAUUGGUACCUUGGGUACCUGUUAUUGCAUUGUUCUUCAAUAUUUACCUCAUGUUAGAACUAAGUCACUUAACUUGGAUUCGAUUUGGUGUGUGGAUGGCUGGUGGUAUGGUUUUGUAUUUUGGGUACAGCAUACACAACAGUGCAGAGAGAGAGAGCAAUAGUGAAGCAAAUGACCUACAAGAAUAAUAAUAAAAACAGCAAUAACAUCAAUCAGAAACAGCAGGAGCAGAAACAACAACAACAAAAACAACAACAACAAUAGCAACGGCACUACGAUUUUUUAUGCCAGAAUGCUUGCACCAUGUGUUCGAUUCAAUUGACUUUGUACUAAAACAGUUAAUAUUGUAUUUAUUAACUAAUAGCUAUUUUGUUUGGGUUUGUAGAAAACAGGAUUUGCUUGUAAAAAGGUGGUAAAAACCAGGUUUUGAUAAAGAAAGAAAACCUUCGAUUUGAAUUUCAA
Hydractinia symbiolongicarpus is the source of this 2069-nucleotide messenger RNA. RefSeq names its product cationic amino acid transporter 2-like. The record is from RefSeq and is a predicted model, not a curated record. NCBI's taxonomy places the organism in Eukaryota, Metazoa, Cnidaria, Hydrozoa, Anthoathecata, Hydractiniidae. Gene Ontology annotation, molecular function: amino acid transmembrane transporter activity. The transcript has 6 exons. Gene Ontology annotation, biological process: transmembrane transport; amino acid transport. Gene Ontology annotation, cellular component: plasma membrane. The coding region runs from base 59 to 1795 and encodes 578 amino acids.